AGCUUUUCCUCUGCCAGGGGUCAAAGAAGGGGAGCUCAAACUGACUGAGCUCUAGACUAGCAAACACUAGCUAAAUUAUACAAAUAUUAACUAGCCUAAUUCUUCACUCUCGAAAACAAACUGGACCAGCUAGUUUAGCUGACUACCACCAAACUACAGCUAACCAACAAGCUAUUUUAUUUUUUUCCGGUGAGAUUCAAGAAAGCCAAAACCAGAGAAACUCUGGUGGAGUGAGGCUAAAAGCUAACCGGCUACAAUCUCCAAAAUUGCUAACUAGCAAGCUAAAAACACAUAGUUUGAGUGGACACAACUAAAUGAAAGCUUCCCUAUCAGAGUAAUCACUGUAUUUCUCUCUGGCUAGUUUGAAAAGCCCUAACUGCUGGAGCUGCAGGAUUGCUUCUUUUCCUCUUUUGCCUUUUCCCUGCUGUUUCCUCUUCUCUGUCCCUGCCCACUCCGAGACUUUCUUGCUUUUCCUUUCUCAAACAGACACUCACACACAUACACACACACAUCAUGGAGUCACUCUAACACUUUCUCUCUCUUGCUGACACUCUCUCUCUCUAUCUCUCUCUUUCUGAAACAAACACUCUCUUGCUCUCUCUCUCUCUAGAUUUUUUCUCUCUGCCAGUCUUACACGCUUGCACACUAUCUCUCUCUCAUUCCCUCCCUCUCUCUCUUCCUCCCUCCCUCUCUCUCUUUACCUCCCUCCCUCUUCCUCUCUCUCUCUCUCUCUCUUGCGCGCUCUCUCUCUGCUCCGUGGCUGCUGUGCUCAGUUCAUCAUGUUGGCUGGAGGAUGCUGCGCGCGGCCGUUCUCUCUCUCCUGCCCCUGAGCGCUCACCCGGAGGAGGACGAGCAGGAGCAGGAGGAAGAGGGGAAAGACGGAGAAGAGGAGGAAGAAGAGGAAGAGGAGGCGGUGGAGGAGGAAGAGGAAGGCUCCGGGGCCAGCGGGGUCCAGGCUGUUGACCCCAUGCUCCGGUCUCACAGCGCGUAUCUGCUGGAGGGUCCGGAGGAGGCUGGGCUGAAGUCCCCCGACUGGCUGUACGAGUCGUACUACCGCAUGAGCCAGCAGCACCCGCUCAUCGUCUUCCUGCUGCUCAUCGUCAUGGGAGCCUGUCUCGCCCUCAUCUCCGUCUUCUUCGCCUCGGGACUGGACAUAGAGGAGCACGUGGCCUUCCUCAUCACGGUGCCCACCACACUGGUCAUCUUCCUCACCAUCUUCAUCCUCGUCUGUAUCGAGUCCGUCUUCAAGAAGCUCCUCCGCCUCUUUUCUUUGCUCAUCUGGGGCUGCCUGGUUGCCAUGGGUUACCUCUUCAUGUUCUUCGGAGGGAUCAUCUGUCCGUGGGACCAGGUCUCAUUCUUUCUCUUCAUAGUCUUUGUGGUUUACACCAUGCUGCCGUUCUCCAUGCGGGACGCUGUCAUCGCCAGUAUCCUCACCUCUUCCUCACACACGCUGGUGCUCAGCAUCUGCCUCUCCAACACCACAGAGCACACGGAGCCUCUCGUCUGGCAGAUCCUGGCUAACAUCAUCAUCUUCAUCUGCGGAAACAUGGCAGGCGCCUAUCACAAGCACCUGAUGGAUCUCGCGCUUAGACAGACCUACCAGGACACAUGCAACUGCAUCAAAUCACCCAUCAAACUGGAGUUUGAGAAACAUCAGCAGGAGCGUCUCUUGCUGUCCCUGCUGCCCGCCCAUAUUGCACGUGUGAUGAAGGCAGAGAUCAUCCAGAGGCUGAAGGGACCAAACUGCGGCCAGGCCGAGAACACCAACAAUUUCCACAACCUCUAUGUGCAGAGACACACCAACGUCAGCAUCCUGUAUGCAGACAUCGUUGGCUUCACUCAGCUGGCCAGUGACUGCUCUCCAGGGGAGCUGGUUCAUAUGCUCAAUGAGCUUUUUGGCAAAUUUGACCAGAUUGCCAAGGACAAUGAGUGCAUGAGGAUAAAGAUUUUAGGGGACUGUUAUUACUGCGUGUCUGGACUGCCAGAGUUUCUACCCGACCAUGCCAAGAACUGCAUAAAGAUGGGACUGGACAUGUGUGAGGCCAUCAAGAAGGUGAGAGAUGCCACUGGGGUCGACAUCAACAUGCGCGUUGGAGUGCAUUCGGGGAACGUUCUGUGUGGUGUAAUUGGCCUGCAGAAAUGGCAGUACGAUGUCUGGUCACAUGACGUCACUCUGGCCAAUCACAUGGAGGCUGGGGGUGUACCUGGGCGGGUUCAUAUCUCCUCUGUAACACUGGAACAUUUGAAGGGGGCGUAUAAAGUGGAGGCGGGAAUGGGACAGAGCCGGGACUCAUACCUAAAAGAGCACGGCAUCGUCACUUACCUGGUCAUCAACCCGAAGAGUGAGAGACGUAGCCCGCAGCUCCACUGCCGCCCCCGUCCUGCUCUGGACGGGGUGAAGAUGAGGGCGUCAGUCCGCAUGACUCAGUACCUGGAGUCUUGGGGAGCAGCUAAGCCCUUUGCCAACCUGCACCACAGAGACAGCAUGACCAACGAGAACGGCAAGAUCAACACUCGCGAUGUACCACUGGGGCACUUCCAUUUUCAAGGGCCAUCAGAAAGAACAAAAUCUCAGAAGAAGAGGUUUGAAGAGGAGCUGAAUGAAAGGAUGAUUCGCACAAUUGAUGGCAUCAACUCACAAAAACAGUGGCUGAAGUCUGAGGACAUUCAGAGGAUAUCUCUCUUCUUUCACAACAAGACUCUGGAGAAAGAGUAUCGAGCAACGACUUUACCUGCCUUCAAGUACUACGUCACCUGUGCAUGCCUCAUCUUCUUCUGUAUUUUCGUAGUGCAAGUUCUAGUCCUGCCAAAAACCGCUCUCCUCGGGGUGUCGUUUGGACUGGCCUUCCUGUUGCUGUCUCUUAUUCUUAUAAUUUGUUUUGCUCGUCAUAUACUGCGAUGGGGCACGGUGGCCUCCUGCUCUCUGCCCUGGCUCCCCAACUCCUCCACACUCGACGCCAAUAAGCCUUGGAUUCGGCUUGUGCUCACCAUGGCAACCACCGCGCUCAUCCUGGUCAUGGCCGUGUUCAACAUGUUCUUUCUAGAGGAUGAGAAGCUGAUUACAGAGGCUGCACCAAACAUUUCCAAUGAAAGCGUGUACAGUGUUUAUGGCCAAACCAUCCAAGCUUCAGACAACAAGUUCUACCUGCCUUACUUCAUCUACAGCUGUAUCCUGGGGCUGGUGUCCUGCUCCGUGUUCCUGAGGAUCAAUUAUGAGCUGAAGAUGCUGAUCAUGCUGGCUGCAGUGGUUGGAUACAACAUCAUCAUCCUCCAGACCCACGCCUCUUUACUGGACGAGUACAGCACAGCGCUGUAUAAAACACAGCCACUGGACAGGCCGGGAGUGCUUAAAGAUUUGAAGACAAUGGGUUCUGUGUCUCUCUUCAUCUUCUUCGUUACACUGCUUGUGCUGGCGAGGCAGAAUGAAUAUUACUGUAGGUUAGACUUUCUCUGGAGGAACAAGUUCAAACGGGAGUGUGAGGAGAUCGAGACGAUGGAGAACCUUAACCGUGUGCUCCUGGAGAACGUUCUUCCAGCUCAUGUGGCAGAACAUUUCUUAGCCCGUAACUGGAAAAAUGAGGAUCUCUACCACCAGUCAUACGAUCUGGUGUGCGUCAUGUUUGCCUCCAUCCCAGACUUCAAGGAAUUCUACACCGAGUCCGACGUGAACAAGGAGGGGCUGGAGUGUCUCAGACUCCUCAAUGAAAUUAUAGCGGAUUUUGAUGAGUUACUCUCCAAGCCCAAGUUCAGUGGAGUGGAGAAGAUUAAAACUAUUGGCAGCACCUACAUGGCUGCUACUGGACUUAACAUCGCUCCUGGACCAGAGUACGCUCAGGAUCAUGACAGGCAGUACAUGCACAUCGGCACAAUGUUAGAGUUUGCCUUUGCUCUGGUGGGGAAACUGGAUCUUAUUAACAAACAUUCCUUCAAUGACUUCAAGUUGCGAGUGGGAAUAAACCAUGGACCAGUCAUCGCAGGGGUAAUAGGAGCCCAGAAACCACAGUAUGAUAUCUGGGGAAACACUGUGAAUGUAGCCAGCAGAAUGGAAAGCACAGGGGUCCUUGGGAAAAUUCAGGUGACCGAAGAAACAAGUCGGAUCUUACAGACUUUAGGAUACAUGUGCUCUUGUCGAGGAAUCAUCAAUGUGAAGGGCAAAGGGGACCUUAAGACUUUCUUUGUACACACCGAAAUGACCAGAACCUUAUCACAAGGGAAUGUAAUGCCUUGAACUUCUCUUCUACACAGAUCAAGAACAACUGCAUACAGAAGUCACCUCCCAUUCUCUCACAGACUGACACAUAUUCAGUAUUGCUCUGGCCUAGAAAUGUUUCUAUAGCAGUUCAUCUGCUGGACUACAAAAAAAUACCAGUAAAACAGAUCUUCAACCAUCUUCAAGGAGUUUAAUCCCCGGACAAGUCACUGUGUGAGAAACCCAGAUCAGAACAGCUGAGGGUUUGUAAAAUAUUUAUGGGAAAGAACACAAUGGAACACUUUGCAGAAGGGUUGUGUUUAUAAGUCUAUAUAUAAAUAUUUUUCUUGACAAUAAUAAAUAAUAAAUCUAAAGAAAUAAAAAAAAAAGUUUUUGAUUUGUCAUCAAUAACUCUUUGUAAAAUUGACAAAAGAAGCUUUUCCAACUUGCUUCUAUUGGAACAACCCUAGUCCUUAUAAAUGUUGCCCUUCAGUAAAGUGUUACCAAAUAAAACAAAAUACAAUGUGUGUGUUCAUGUUUUGGUGGUGCCACCAUUUUCUUAUCCAUUAAAGAAUUUCUAUAUAAACA
This is a messenger RNA of Astyanax mexicanus (Mexican tetra), 4777 nucleotides long. It is a transcript of the gene adcy2b, whose product is annotated as adenylate cyclase 2b (brain). NCBI's taxonomy places the organism in Eukaryota, Metazoa, Chordata, Actinopteri, Characiformes, Acestrorhamphidae. The transcript has 26 exons. Bases 794 to 4228 code for a protein of 1144 amino acids. The record is from RefSeq and is a predicted model, not a curated record. Gene Ontology annotation, molecular function: adenylate cyclase activity. Gene Ontology annotation, biological process: cAMP biosynthetic process; adenylate cyclase-inhibiting G protein-coupled receptor signaling pathway; adenylate cyclase-activating G protein-coupled receptor signaling pathway. Gene Ontology annotation, cellular component: plasma membrane.